This is a messenger RNA of Clupea harengus (Atlantic herring), 1490 nucleotides long. Its product is annotated as macrophage mannose receptor 1-like. The record is from RefSeq and is a predicted model, not a curated record. The coding region runs from base 90 to 1490 and encodes 466 amino acids. Lineage: Eukaryota; Metazoa; Chordata; Actinopteri; Clupeiformes; Clupeidae. The transcript has 15 exons.
UGUGACAUGUGUCAGAAACACCUAACGCUGUUUUACUUUGUUUAUUUCCCUCACUGUGUGACGUGUGCCAGUAUCUCCAGCGUCUCUUAAUGAUCUUCUCUCUCUUCAGGCCCUCAGUGAUGACUCUGCUUCUUAUUACCACACUGCUGUUCUCAGGUCUGUGCAGUCUCUCCUCCUGUGUGCCACGUGAGUUCCAUGUGGUGAAGGGGGAAAAGACCUGGACAGAAGCUCAGCGCUACUGCAGAGAGGAGUUCACUGACCUCGCCACCAUAGACAACAUGAGGGAGAUGGAGAUGUUAAACAGCACAAUGAAUGAAGCAGGUGCUAAAAAGCCUUGGAUUGGGCUGAAGCAGGGAAGCAGUCCUAAGUGGCAGUGGUCUCUGGCUGACAGGGAUUUCUACAGAGAGAAUGAGGCAGAGUUCAGGAAGUGGAACUCAACCCAGCCAGAGGGAACUCAUGAGAACUGCACUGUGAUGAUAGGAAAUGGAACCUGGUACAGUAGGAAGCGUAGUGACACCAGGGCCUUCGUCUGCUAUGAUGGGAGAAACUCCACACAUCCCUAUGUGCUGGUUACUCAUACUCAUAAGAAAUGGGCAGAUGCUCAGAGAUACUGCAGAGAGAACCACACAGACCUGGCCAGUGUGAGGAACGAGGCAGAGAAUGAGAAGAUAAGGAAGGUCCUAGGGUCUACCCACGAGGCCUGGAUUGGCCUGUUCAGAGAUGCCUGGGAGUGGUCAGACGGCAGCACCUCCUCAUUCCGCCACUGGGGAACUGGAGAACCCAAUUAUGGCGAGACGACCGAGGUGUUCUGCGCUGAAAUUACUUCCAGUGGUCAGUGGAACGAUGCAAGCUGUCAGACGACUUCCAACUUCAUUUGCUAUGAGGGUAAAUCUUCAGGGCAAAAACUUCUGGUUCUGGUUCAUGAGAGUAAGACCUGGAAAGAGGCGCUGCAGUACUGCAGAGAGCACCAUGUGGACCUGGUGUCUGUGACCUCCGAGCGGAUCCAGCGCUGGGUGAAGGACCGGGCUAACGGAGCCUCCAGUACUCACGUGUGGCUGGGCCUGCGCCGCUCCUGCAACAUGGGCUUCUGGUUCUGGGUCAACGGAGAGACGGUCUGCUACAGCAACUUGGGCCCAGAGACAGGGCAGGACUGCCAGAGUGCCAGAGUGGGGGCAGUGAAGUCUGGAGGAGACGGGGAGGGAGAGUGGGUCAUGCUUCCAGAGACCGAGGAACUCAACUUCAUCUGCACCACUGAGGAUCACGUUUACCACCACAAGUUUUCGCACAUGGUGUUUUCGCCCGUUGAAGUGCAGCGCAAGUGGUGUCGUUCUACAUGUGGCGUGCUACAUGUGGCGUUCUACAUGUUAGGCUGUGGUGGCGUUCUACAUGUGGCGUUCUACAUGUUAGGCUGUGUUGUGGUGGCGUUCUACAUGUUAGGCUGUGGUGGCGUUCUACAUGUGGCGUUCUACAUGUGGCGUUCUACAUGUUAG